Drosophila busckii is the source of this 4898-nucleotide messenger RNA. RefSeq names its product CD109 antigen (gene Tep3). Gene Ontology annotation, molecular function: endopeptidase inhibitor activity. Bases 333 to 4736 code for a protein of 1467 amino acids. The transcript is spliced from 16 exons. Lineage: Eukaryota; Metazoa; Arthropoda; Insecta; Diptera; Drosophilidae. The record is from RefSeq and is a predicted model, not a curated record. Gene Ontology annotation, cellular component: extracellular region.
AAGUGAAACUUAAGGCGAGCGCUUUGAAUUCGUGUCUGUUUGCUUGGCUUGUGUAGAAGUUGGCGCAAUCUGCUGCUGGUUGAACAAGUGAAGCAACAACAACAAGCAAGCAAGCCAAAUCUGGCUUCAGUUAAGACUUUUGGUGCAGUGUGCGAGCAAAAACGUUGACUACCUACGCGGAAACCAGCAGUAGCAACAACAACAACAACGUUUGCAAUCUCGCUCAGCUUGAGUAUAAUGUGUGCUGCCAAUAUCAAGAAAAUUUCGGCAAUUUAAUUGACAAACGUGUUUAUACUUAAUUUUCAAAGGCACAAAAGUGAGCAGUGUACAAAAUGUGCGCGCAACGUGAAACCAAACUGAAUUAUGUGCUAACAGUCAUAAGUUGUUUACUUUUGUUAGUGCCAGCGCAUACAGUUGCACAGGGUUUGUAUUCCAUAAUAGCACCAAAUACGCUGCGGCCAAACUCACAAUACCAUGUGGCAGUGAGUUUACACAAGUCGCUGGAGCCAGCUCGCAUCAAAGUGGGCAUCCUCAGCAAUAGCUACACAGAUUUCAAAACCGUCGAGCUGAGACCCUACUCCACACAGCUUUUGCACUUUGAGAUACCAGCCCUAAAGACAGAUCGCUAUCGUCUAACAGCGGAGGGCUUGAGUGGUAUUCUCUUUACAAAUGAAACUCAACUGCAUUUUGAGUCUAAGCAGUUUACGGUGCUUAUUCAAACAGAUAAAAGCAUUUAUAAGCCAGGCGAUCUGAUGCAUUAUCGUAUAUUGCUGCUGGAUGCAAACUUAAAGCCAGCACGAGCGUAUGGGCGCGUUCAUGUAGAGAUCAAAGACUCUGGCAAUAAUGUUAUAAGAAGCUACAAAGACAUACGUUUAACUAAUGCCAUAUACUCCAAUGAGCUGCAACUGUCGGAUUAUCCACGCUUCGGUGAUUGGUCCAUUGUUGUGGAUGUGGCUGAGCAGCAGCACAAGCAAACUUUUGAAAUACUCGAUCAUAUAUUGCCAAAAUUUGUAAUUGACAUCGAUACGCCACGUCGUGCCAUUUAUAAAGAUGGAAAAAUUGCAGCAACGGUGCGAGCGCACUACGCUUUUGGUCAGCCCAUUGUGGGUGAGGCUACUCUAUCUAUAUAUCCCACUUUCUUUGGCUCGUUGCAACCAUUUGUCAAUGAUUUGAUUACACGCAAGGUUGUGCCCAUUGAUGGUAGCGCCUAUUUCGAGUUUGACAUUGUGCAGGAACUGCAGCUGAAACAAGACUAUGAGCGUCAGUAUCUGUUGGAUGCAUUGGUCGAGGAGCGUUCCACAGGCUCUGUGCAGAACUAUUCCACAGUGCUUACUCUAUAUCUUAAUCAUUUCCGUGUGGAGCCGGUCAGGCUGCCCAGCUACUAUAUCCCAGGCGUGCCUUUUGAAGCGACUGCACGCAUUGUACGCAAUGACGGUUCAGCCAUACGCGACUUUAAUCCCGAGAUCACCGCCUAUUUAACCAACGUCUAUGGCAGCAGUGAAAUGUACAAUCGCACAGUUUAUCAACUCGAUGCACGUGGCGAGAUUAAAAUGAAGUUUACAGUCCCAAUAGGCGAUCGUGACGAGUUCCAUUCCAUCAUAGUGGACUAUCUAGGCGUGAUAAGCGAUGUGGGCAAAGUGCCACGUAAGCAUUUACACAGCAAGAGUUAUAUAACAGCCAAGGUGCUCAAUGACAAACCCAUGGUGAAUCAGGAAAUUGCGGUGGCAGUCCAGUCAAAUGCGCCGAUCAAAUACUUUAUGUAUCAGAUUGUGGGACGUGGUGAUAUUAUACUUUCGCGUACCGUUGAUGUGGCUGACAAUAGUUACCACACUAUUAAAUUUUUGGCCUCUUUCGCAAUGAUGCCGCGUGCCAAGCUGCUGGUCUACAUGGUGGUGGAUGGCGAAUUUGUCUACGAUGAACAGAUUAUACAAUUUGAGGAAAAUCUUUUAAAUGCCGUACAAAUUGAAGCACCUAUAAGAGCACCACCGGGACAAGAUAUUGACAUAGGCAUUAGCACCAAGCCCUACUCUUAUGUGGGUCUUAUGUUAGUCGAUCAAAAUGCAGCGGCUCUUAGCAAGGGCAAUGAUCUAACGCAUGAUCGCUUAAUGGAUGCGCUAUAUGCCUAUGAAUUGAGUGAUGUCAAUUCACCAGUUGGUUCACCUGGCAAGGAAUCUGGUGUUAUAACCAUGUCCAACACAGACUACUUUGUGGAAAAAGAAGCAGAGACCACCCCCUCGCUGGGUCGCGACAGCUCAACCACCGUUGAAGAAGACAAGCUUACAACUGUGCGCAAGACAGACAUUGGACCAGCUCACAAAAUAGAGGUAAACACCUUACCACCCGGUAAAGGACGCUACGCAUUCAGCUAUACGCCUAAACCCUUCUGGCAUAAUCCACGCAUUCAUGUAAUGCGCGAUCCAGCGGACACUUGGCUAUUCUUAAACAUAUCUGCGGGUAGCGAUGGUCGCAAUACGAUACAUCGACGCAUACCUAGUGAUAUGACCUCUUGGGUGCUAUCUGCCUUUUCGCUCGAUCCUGUAAAUGGUUUAGGCCUAAAUGCGCCUAGUAGCAAGCUGGAGGCGUAUAAAGAAUUUUACAUAUCGACGGAGCUGCCAUACUCCAUUCGCAAAGAUGAGCUCAUUGCCCUGCCAUUUGUGGUGCAUAAUAAUAGAGACAGCGAUCUCAGCGUUGAGGUGACUUUCUAUAAUACCGCACAGGACUUUGAUUUCCCACAACUGGACAGCAAACAGACCAAUAAGCCCAAAGUAGAGCUGUAUAGCCGUCGUAGUAUUCAGGUGCCUGCAAAAUCAGCACGAUCCAUAUCCUUUAUUGUUACGCCCAAGCGUGUAGGUGCUCUGCCCAUCAAGGCAGUGGCCAGCACCUCACAGGCAGGCGACACAGUGGAACGUAGCUUACUCGUCGAGCAUGCUGGUGCCACUGAGCGUGUAAAUCGUGGUUUCCUCUUCGAAUUAAACUCCAAUGCACAGCGAAGACAGAAUGUGACCAUCAAAGUACCUCGCAAUGCAAUACCCGACUCAACUAGCAUAGAAGUUAAGGCUGUGGGUGAUCUGGUGGGCAGCAUUGUAGGUAAUCUACAGCAGCUCAUACUUCUGCCCACUGGGUGUGGUGAGCAGACUAUGGUUAACUUUGUGCCGAAUCUAAUGGUGCUGAAAUAUUUGGGCCGUCUGCGUCAGCUAACUCCGGAAGUGGAACAGACAGCAACUAAAAACUUGGCAGUGGGCUAUCAACGCUUACUCUACUAUCGUCAUGAGAAUGGCGCCUUUAGUGCUUUUGGACUGACGCCCAAACAGAGCUCCACCUGGCUAACCGCCUAUGUGGCACGAAGUCUGCGUCAAGCGGUACCCUACAUACAAGUGGAUGAGCAUGUGCUUCAAAGCGCUUUGGCUUAUUUGGCCAGCAUGCAGUCGAGUAACGGUGGCUACGAGGAGCACGGCGACAUCUUCGAGCGGUUCGAUGAUAUUGGCAUUAGCUUAACAGCCUUUGUCACACUCGCAUUAAUGGAGAAUGUGGAUGCCUAUCCGGCGUAUCGCAACAAUAUUAACAAGGCUCUUGACUUUAUAACCCGUGGCCUGGAUACCUCCAACAAUCUGCAUGCCAUGGCCCUGGGCACUUAUGUGCUCUCGCGAGCCAAUCACAAUUCCAAGGCUGCCUUCCUGCAACGUCUCGACUCACUGGCCAUCAAUGCAGAUGGACACAAAUGGUGGAACAAGACUGCGCCCACAAAUGAACAGCACUCGCCCUGGUAUAAUACAACACGUAGUGUGAAUAUCGAAAUCUCUGCCUAUGCUGCAUUAGCUCUGUUGGAGAACAAUCUGGUGGGCGAUGCGUUGCCCGUGCUGAACUGGCUGAUGGAUCAGCGUAAUGCAUUCGGUGGCUUUGUGGCUUCCCAGGACACUGUGGUGGGUCUGCAGGCGUUGCUCAUGUUUGCCGAGCGUUUUUCCACUCAAGCCAAUAAUGUACAAAUUGGUUUCCAUUAUGGCGAAGGUGCAGAGACUAUUUUGAAUGUAAAUGCGCAGAAUUCGUUGGCGCUCCAGAGUGUAGAGCUCCCCAGCAGCAUUAAGAACAUAAGUGUGUCUGCCACUGGCCGUGGCAUGGCGCUCGCUCAGGUUAGCUACAAAUACAACACGAACGUGACCAGCGCCUGGCCGCGUUUUGUGCUUGAUCCCACCGUCAAUCGGAACUCGCAUGCGGAUUAUUUGCAUCUGUCAGCCUGUGCUAGCUUUGUAUCUGUGCCUGGCGAUGCAGAGCGCUCCAAUAUGGCUGUAAUGGAAGUCCAGCUGCCCAGUGGCUUUGUGGUUGACACCGAUACACUGCCCACACUGGAGUCUAGCGAACGCAUCAAAAAGGUGGAGACACAACAGCGCAACACAAAGGUGGUCAUCUACUUUGACUACCUGGACAGACGUGAGGUGUGUCCCACGCUGCAUGCCUACAAAACGGUCAAGGUGACCAAACAUCGACCGGUGCCAGUGGUGAUGUACGAUUACUACGAUAAUGCUCGUCGAGCACGUCAAUUCUAUCGUGCGCCCAAGUCCAACAUCUGCGAUAUCUGUGAGCAUGCUAACUGCGGCGAUAUAUGCGAAAAGGCUGAGAAGCGUGAGUCCCGCAGGCCUGAUGAUUACACCGCCAUUGCAGGUCACAGUGCAGCUGAUAGACUAUCAAUAAGACCCAUGCUAUUUAUAGUUCUGCUUGUUCUAUUGAUGCGAGCAUGUUGAGUUCAGCGGCAAGAGCGAACAAUGUAAACGAAGCUUUAACAAAACAAACACUCAUCUAGUUCAUAAGCUAGCUUAAUGCAAACUGUUAACUAAACCAAUUAAUUUUAACGAUGCUACAAGUUGCCAAUUAAAUAAAAAUUUGUAUGUUUAACAUUUACUAAA